This is a messenger RNA of Aspergillus melleus, 1266 nucleotides long. RefSeq names its product endonuclease III domain-containing protein. Lineage: Eukaryota; Fungi; Ascomycota; Eurotiomycetes; Eurotiales; Aspergillaceae. Gene Ontology annotation, biological process: base-excision repair, AP site formation; base-excision repair; nucleotide-excision repair. Gene Ontology annotation, molecular function: DNA binding; DNA-(apurinic or apyrimidinic site) endonuclease activity; oxidized pyrimidine nucleobase lesion DNA N-glycosylase activity. The coding region runs from base 1 to 1266 and encodes 421 amino acids. The transcript has a single exon. The record is from RefSeq and is a predicted model, not a curated record. Gene Ontology annotation, cellular component: nucleus.
AUGCGCACGUCGCGAGCUUCAAAAGAUACGGCUAAAGUCCUGCAGGCCCUGUCGCCCCCUGGACGGCGUCAAACGCGCAGUGCCUCUGGGGCAAAUAUUUUGCGCGAAUUUGCGUAUAACGGGGGCACUGGUGCCGAACCUGCAGCCAGUAGCGACGAUGAUCUCUCGUCCCUGUCGUCGGUGGCCACCGUUGAUAUGGAGGAUCUUCUAGAGCCCCCUGCGAAACGACGGAAAAGCAAGCUCGCCAGUGUGGCGACAAGCGGCUCCCGGUCCACGAGACGAGUGCCUGAAAGGAUGAUCGAGAAGCCGGUGAAGAACGAGUCGAUAUCUCCCAAAGCUAAAGCUGCAAAGGCCCCUCGGAAGGUUCCAGCCCGAAAGAUCAAAAAGGAGGACGGUUCGCAUACAGUCGAGCCGCCGUCGAACUGGGAAACCAUCUAUGACACUGUCAAGAAGAUGCGGGAGGAGAAUCCGACCGCCCCUGUCGACACGAUGGGCUGCGCAGAGCUAUACUGGCGCGCUUCUUCACCAAGAGACAAGCGCUUUCAGACUCUGAUCGCGCUGAUGCUGUCGUCGCAGACCAAGGACACCGUUACGGCGGUAGCGAUGCAGCGGUUGCAUACGGAGCUUGGAGAGGCACCGGAUGUAGCCAAGCAAGAGCCCGUCAUCAAGCAGGAGGAGGACGUCGAAAAGCCCACCAAAGACAGUACCCUAAAUCUAGAGAAUAUCCUGGCUGUGCCCCCUGAACGUCUGAACCAACUCAUCGGCACCGUGGGUUUCCACAACAACAAAACCAAGUAUAUCAAAUCGGCAGCGCUCAUCCUCCGGGAUCAGUAUGAUUCGGAUAUUCCCUCAACAGCACCAGAACUCAUGAAGCUCCCGGGAGUUGGUCCCAAAAUGGCGUUCCUUUGCAUGAGCGCUGCGUGGGGCAAGCAUGAAGGCAUCGGCGUGGACGUUCACGUCCAUCGAAUCACCAAUCUCUGGGGCUGGCACAAGACAAAGAAUCCGGAGGAGACGCGAAUGGCGUUGGAGUCCUGGCUACCAAAGGACAAAUGGCAUGAGAUCAACAAACUGCUAGUCGGACUGGGCCAGACGGUCUGCUUACCAAUAGGGCGUAAAUGUGGUGACUGCGACCUCGCGGGGAUGAAGCUAUGCAAGAGUGAGAUCAAGGGGUUAGCAUCCAAAAGGAAGAAGCAGGAUGGCACAAUCGGUGUUUCCAAGGUGGAAGAUGGUGAAGAAAAGAUUAAGAUCGAAGGAGAGGAGGAGUAG